Gordionus sp. m RMFG-2023 is the source of this 1709-nucleotide messenger RNA. Its product is annotated as mediator of RNA polymerase II transcription subunit 8-A-like. The coding region runs from base 29 to 661 and encodes 210 amino acids. NCBI's taxonomy places the organism in Eukaryota, Metazoa, Nematomorpha, Gordioida, Chordodea, Parachordodidae. Gene Ontology annotation, cellular component: mediator complex; core mediator complex. Gene Ontology annotation, biological process: regulation of transcription by RNA polymerase II. The record is from RefSeq and is a predicted model, not a curated record. Gene Ontology annotation, molecular function: RNA polymerase II cis-regulatory region sequence-specific DNA binding; transcription coregulator activity. The transcript is spliced from 5 exons.
UUUAUAUUAUUUCAUUCAUCUAAAACAUAUGAGCAGCAAACAAAAAUUAGAGAAGCAACUAGAGACCGCUUUAGAUAACCUCAUUCAAAAGGUUGAGGAUAUAAAAAGCUCUGUAAUUAAUGUUUUAUUAAAGAUUGAACAUGAAGAUGCCUCACAAAACUGGCCAUCAAUAUUAGAUAGUUUUGCACUUCUAGCUAGCCAUUUUAACUCGUUAAAUAGAUAUCUAAAGAAUAUGAAAGGGCCAAAUCUUAGAAAUUUUGCCUUCUUACCAAUUUUAUUGGAGCCAGAAAUCAAUCCAAAUUUAGAAGGUCUAACUGAAGGUCGCGUAAAGGCUUUCAACCACGAGGUAGUCCCUAAUUACAUGAGAACCAAGCUAGAUCCCGAAAUCGAGUUCCGAGAUAGUCAGACCCUCCAAAGAUGCGGUCAAAUAUCGCUGGAAUUCGUUCAGAAGCAGAGCAACACUAUGAACAAGAUAUCCACUUCAGUACUUAACCACUUAUCUAACACCAAGGAAAAUUUGAUGUCCGAUUCCAAUUUGAAUUACAAAUCUAACAUGAACAACCCGGCUUCGGUGAACGAUUUUCAAACACUCAUCCUAGCCGUUAACUAUGGUUAUGGUCUUCACUCUAGCACAACCGCCAUGUCUAGCCCUAUCAAAUAAUCAAUAGCUCGUUAUCCGAAUAUCUCUUUUUUCUCCAAUAUAAUUUUGUUACCCCCCCCCCUCCCCCCAAAGAAUUCUAUGUUAUAUUAUUAUUAUAUUAAUUUUUUUAAAAAUUUAUAUACAAUAUUUUAUGAUUUUACCUUUUAUUUGGUGAGGGAAUAAGAAAAAUGGAAAUAUAAGGGUUUUAUAUUUCACGUAUAACUUGCUAUACAUGCCAGACACCUUGAAAAUGGUCAAAUUUUAGGUCCUGUUAGGAUAAGCUCGAGCCUGAAAUUUUUUUAGCCCUAUCCAAUGACAUAUAAUAAUACCUAGACUGUCGAUGCAUUCAUAAUAUUAUAUUUGAAAGUGUCGUUGAAUGCAAAUCAGCUGAACCCGCCAUUUUGGUAACCCAUAUAGUUCAUAAUAAUGCAAUUGAAAGCGUCGUUGUGUGCAAAUCAGCUGGAUCCGCCAUUUUGGUAACCCAUAUAAUAAUUAUCCUUAUGUUAAAAGCUACUAUUAAAUUGAUAACUUGUUAUUAUCUCGAUGAUCAAUCAAUUCUUAAUUAAAGUUUGCGUCAUGCUUAGGAAUAAAUUGGUCUCUCGUUAAAUUUUUUUAAUAAUGAUAUGCGUAAUCAAAAUGGCGUCCCCAGCAGUUUUCAGUGAUGUACACUUAUAAUGAUUGCAUCGUCAGUCUAGGUAUAAUUAUAUGUCAUUGGCCCUAGCCCAGAUGUUUAUUUUUGUUCCUUUUACAGCCCGUACCCAUAAUUUCUUACAUUUUCUUUAUUUCGAAAUUUUUCUCCCUCUAUUUUCUAAAUUGCCUCAAAGGUAACUGAUUUAUAAAAAUCGACCCGGCCCAAAUUUUUAAUUUUAUAAAAUAAUUAUAUCUUUUUGUAAUCUCAACUUGUUACCAAUUCCUGUCAUUUUUUUGUCAAAUUUAACGAGGUAUUACGAGGGAAUCUCUCAUUCCAUUUUGAGUCAACUUUCCCAUAGGUAAAAAAAAGACUCCCCUUUCAACCCUAAAUUCAAAAAUCUUUCGGAAAAAUUAUAAAGAAACAAACAAAAAAAUUAAA